CUGCAAUAGUAAUCAAAUUGUUCCUCACUUAGCUAACAAUCAGGUUGUGUUGUUUAAAUAUAGCUAUACGUGUCCAAACAGAAGUCCUGUUCUGUGUCUUCUACAUCUGGUCAUCUUUUCAUUUAACCCCUUCAUUUUCCCACAAAAAAAAAAAAAAAAACCUGAAGUAAAACGAUGGCUGACAAACCAGAUAUCAGUGAGAUCUCUCAGUUUGACAAGACCAAGCUGAAGAAGACUGAGACAAAAGAGAAGAACACACUUCCAACUAAAGAGACCAUUGAACAGGAGAAACAAUGUGAGGCAUAAACUAUCUUCACCAAGGGCAAGAUGUGGAGAACUGUGAGAUGGCAGGCCACUUGAAGCAGAAGAUGGCUUCUUCAACCACCAGUCACUAUAGUCCUAGGCUGGAGUGGAACAUUUGCCCUCAUAGUUUUAACUUGUGUAUCAGACCAUCCUGAAAGAUGACUGUCUUCAUGAUGAUGAUCACUAGUAUGAUCAUGUGUCACUGAAGAGGCAGUCAGCUUUGCACUGAGGCUGUCUAACGCUAUUCUUUUGUAGAUCCAUUGGAAUGAAGAAAAUAAGUUUUAUUUGCCCUCUUCUUCGGUGAAAUAAACCUUUCAAAUGAA
This is a messenger RNA of Cyprinus carpio (common carp), 626 nucleotides long. Its product is annotated as thymosin beta-b. Gene Ontology annotation, molecular function: actin monomer binding. Gene Ontology annotation, cellular component: cytoplasm. Gene Ontology annotation, biological process: actin filament organization; regulation of cell migration. The transcript has 3 exons. The coding region runs from base 175 to 306 and encodes 43 amino acids. NCBI's taxonomy places the organism in Eukaryota, Metazoa, Chordata, Actinopteri, Cypriniformes, Cyprinidae. The record is from RefSeq and is a predicted model, not a curated record.